Hydractinia symbiolongicarpus is the source of this 1579-nucleotide messenger RNA. RefSeq lists its product as uncharacterized. NCBI's taxonomy places the organism in Eukaryota, Metazoa, Cnidaria, Hydrozoa, Anthoathecata, Hydractiniidae. The record is from RefSeq and is a predicted model, not a curated record. The transcript is spliced from 2 exons. The coding region runs from base 149 to 946 and encodes 265 amino acids.
ACAGUGUUUUGUGAGUUGGUCGAGUUUAAUUGCUGCUUAUUCAGGCUAUUUAGAGAGCAAAACAAGGGAAUCGUAUAGACGUAAGUUGAAUGUAAAUUUUUUUAGAAAAAUAAUAUAACAGAAGAAAUAUCUACAAAAUGCGACCGUAAUGGGGAUAGGUUUGUUCAUUUUUUUCUCCGUGUUGGGUGUUCUGUUGGUUGCAUUGGUGUUUGUGAAUCUAAUUGCCAAAAAAUAUCUAAAUAGUGAUUUCACAAAAGCCAAAAAGCAGGACGAUGAGGAGAUCGAUCAACCAUUUCUAGAGUAUGAGGAGGAGAUCAGUGAAACGCCGCGAGAAGCCAUAUUGAAAAAAUAUGGCUACCAAAAAAACGAGGAUGGUGUUGGAGUUGGCACGGAAAGGAGAGUAGCUACUGAAGGAAAAGUUGGAAUGUUGUUAAAGCAAGCUCAUGCUUAUAAGCAAUACACAGAAGAAACAGCAUUAGACAUUAUGGCGGAAGAUCAAGAAGAUUUCGCCCAGCAUGCCACCUUAAAACUUUCUCUGGAAUAUGUAGCAAGCACCAGUUGCAUUGUGGGAGUUAUUCGCUCAUUGAAUGGUUUGAACAUUUUGGAUAAAACAACACCGCCAUCCAUUAACUUUCAUAUUAAACUAAAACCCAGUAAUAGAUUUCGUAUAAAGACCAAGUGGAAACCGCUAGCUUCAAGCCACGCUUUGACUCUCACCUUUACAAUGGCUCCGGUUUCCACGCACGAAUUAAAAGAGGAAAAACUAAAUAUUAGGCUGUACGGAAAAUCGGGACUACUUUCAAGACCAAAGUGCCACGGAGAAUGUUUUGUAAAGUUGGAUGAACUCGAAGGUAAAAAUAAGCCUAUGGAAUUCGCUAAACAAAUAUUACCAAAGGCAACGCCUGUUAUACAGGGGGACGGUUUUUCAGGCUCAGAAACAGAAUAAUUAAAAGAUUGCUGUUUUUUAAAAACCUUAUAACAACACGAGAGGCAUCAGCAACACUAAAACCAACAGAAAAACGCGCAGAUGAUUGAUGUUUUGGCUUAUCACUCAAAGUGUUUACUGAUGAAAGGACAUAAAAAGCACAAAGUUUUCAUUUUUUAAUUCUUUAUUAGGUAAAUAUUGAUUGGAUAAGAAUAAUAGACUCUGGGCAAAUUCCUUUUAUGUCUCGAUUGCCACAGUCAGGUUUUAUUUGGCUGAGUUUAAAUUAGGAAUUCUAUUAUAUCUGAAAAAAAAUUUGUGGCGUGUCACCCAUUUUUACUCGUGCAUCGUCUUCGUUCCCAGUAGCUUUGGCUUAGAAUGUCAACCUUGUCCCCAGGGUCUUAUGGCCCCUGAGCCGUUAUUAAGGAGCAAUUCAUUAAAAAAGCGAAAUACUCUGGCAACGAGCUUAUGAGAAUGUUAUCACGAGGCAACAAAGUUGUCAUUGGAAAUAUGUGCUGGGAACAAGGUUGUUCGUAUAGACAAAAAUUUUCAAAAAUAUUUACGCAUGCUGGCGUAACGAAGGUUGCAGUUCUGUGGAAUUUCCAUCCUAAUAACUUUAAUUUGUAUCAUCAUUAAAAUGUUUUAAAGUUCAUCGUC